AGUGAACACAGCCAGGGAGUAAAUUGUGCGAGUCCAGAGAGCUCAGCUCUGCAUGUUCGAGCUGGCACUUUUGAUUUAGACAGAAUUUUUUUUCUGCCGCAAGAUCUUUUUUUCUGCCCCUCCCGGUUUAUUAUCAGCUAAGACAAAGGCAGGAGAAAAUAGCUAAAGAGAGGGAGACAGAGAGAGAGACGAACAGUGAAUAGAUGUUGCGCAGCUGACAGCAGAGGAAGCGGCAGAGAGAGUUUCCAGCCAUCGCGCUCCCCGGCCACUGCCUUUUCUUCCUGGGAGAUAAAAAAAAAGGACAAAAGCGUCUUCCCCCCCCGCCUUCUCCAGCCCGCCACCAUUCGAUCACCAGCCUGCACGUUGCUGUGUGUGUGUGUGUGUGUGUGUGUGUGCGCGCGCGCGUGCGCGCACAUAAGGACACCGCGGGUGUAUGGUGCUUUUCUCCCAGCCCUCAAAGGCAUGGACUGAAGAUGAUGCAGCCUGGGGCUUAGUGAGAGCUCACUCCGCAAAAACCCCUUCCCCUCACCAACAGGGCCAGACCAACAGGAGCAAUUCCGGGGGAGGGGGGAGGGGGGGGGGUUGAAGGAGUGAAGGAGGAGGAGGAGGAGAAGAAAAGUGUGUGUGGGGGGGGGGCGGGUGGUACCCUCCUUGGAUUAUUGCAGAGGGUCUUCCACUUCCUUUUUUUUGUAGAUUUUUUGCUUUUUUCACCCCCAUCAACUUGCCUCAAUCAUCUUCUGUUUUUGCUGCGAUGUGUAGUUUUUAAGACGAAGAAUGUGGAGACAACAUUUUCCAGGUAUUCGGCCCCAAAUCAUGAACGGGCCAAUGCAUCCACGCCCCCUGGUGGCGCUGUUGGAUGGACGUGACUGCACCGUGGAGAUGCCCAUCCUUAAAGACUUGGCUACUGUCGCUUUCUGUGAUGCUCAGUCCACACAGGAGAUACAUGAGAAGGUGCUCAAUGAAGCAGUGGGAGCCAUGAUGUACCACACCAUCACCCUGACCAGAGAGGACCUGGAAAAGUUCAAAGCUCUACGCAUCAUCAUCCGCAUCGGCAGUGGUUACGACAACAUCGACAUCAAGGCUGCUGGAGAGCUGGGCAUUGCUGUGUGUAACAUUCCCUCGGCAGCUGUGGAGGAGACGGCAGACUCCACCCUGUGCCACAUCCUCAACCUUUAUCGGCGAAACACCUGGCUCUACCAGGCUCUCCGGGAGGGCACGCGGGUCCAGAGCGUAGAGCAGAUCCGCGAGGUGGCUUCCGGCGCCGCCCGCAUCCGUGGCGAAACCCUGGGCCUCAUAGGCUUCGGUUAGUAUAAUGUUUUUCAGUUGUU
Micropterus salmoides (largemouth bass) is the source of this 1328-nucleotide messenger RNA. RefSeq names its product C-terminal-binding protein 2-like. The record is from RefSeq and is a predicted model, not a curated record. Gene Ontology annotation, molecular function: oxidoreductase activity, acting on the CH-OH group of donors, NAD or NADP as acceptor; NAD binding. NCBI's taxonomy places the organism in Eukaryota, Metazoa, Chordata, Actinopteri, Centrarchiformes, Centrarchidae. The transcript is spliced from 4 exons. Bases 775 to 1308 code for a protein of 177 amino acids.